AGACAGUGAGAGGUAGGAUACCCCAGAGCAGCUAACUACACCCUCAGUCCCUAUGCUCUAAGUGGAAAGCAGCAGUGGGCAUUAGUCAGAGGACAAAAGGACUAUCGCUAAGUGUGGGCAGAAGCACCAGAGAAGAUCAGAGGUGGCCUGUGAUCAGUCUGUCUGGGUCCUUAUAGCAAGAAGGGUCACAAAGACCACCAAGAAAAUGCUGAGCUACCAUCCCCAGGUCCCUUACUCUGUGAUCUUCCUGCUGGUGCUAUUUCCAUCACUGCUUAGCACAGAGAACUCCCCGUACCAGUACCGUGACUGGAAAAACUACCAUGGACUUGGCUUGGACCCCAGAACUUUCUACCACAAAGGCCAGAACCCAAGGAAUAUGUGGAACCAAAGGAAUCAGAAUCUUGAACCAUGCCAGGCCACCCCUGACAUCUACUUUGUUCUGGAUAAGUCUGCUAACAUGCUGUACGGCUGGUCACAUGUUCAGAAGUUUGUGCAGGAUAUGGUGACGAGGUUAUCAAACCCGGAUCUGCGGGUGUCUAUCAUCACCUACUCCUGUAAGGGCAACAUCCUCCUGCCCAUCACUGGAGACAGAGAAGAAAUCCUCAAGGGUGUUGAAAGAAUUAAGCAUACCAUAACUGCAGGACAUGAACUCAUUCACGAAGGAUUGUGGAAGGCAAAUAAGCAGAUAAUAAAGGUCAACAGAAAAGGUGUCCGCCCCACCAUGAUCAUCUUCUUGCUCAAUGGCCCUCUGAAUAAUGAUCUCUAUGGGUAUUCGAUGAUAGAGACUAACGAUACUCGGAAAAUGGGAGGACAGGUUUACGGUGUGGGUACGGGCCAGUCCCGCAGAAGCCAGAUAAUAGGACUUUCAGGUGGUCUAGCCAAUGCAUUUACAAAUAAGAAAACUGAGCAUCUGAGUGACAUCAUUACACCAUUAUUGUCCAAGGCCUGUCCAUCCCUUAAAACUGCAGUUACAAGCAUUAUAUGUAUACUAGAAUCAAACCCAGUGGUAGUUGAAGGAUACGGCUUUGACUUUGCCAGGCGUAAAGAAGACAUUAUCUGCAGAUUCUAUUUAGGCGACCCACAAAUGACUGUCAGAGAUGUUCCCCCUAUCAAUAUAACCAAGACGACUGUUACUUGUCCUGGACCAAUCGUAGAUUCUGCGGGAAGAGCGAUCCAUAUUCUACUCAGCCUGGACAAUGGAAAAAACUUCCUGAAUAACGAUUUAUACGUUGCCAGUAGGACAUGUGGCAAAACGACAGUUAAAUACGGCCAAAGAACUACAACCACUAGGAGAACCACUACAACUACCACCACAACUCCAUCUACUACCACCAAAAGCCCCACCACCAUCCUCCUGGUCACAGAGAAACCAGGCAUCGAUAAAUUCAUUUUUGUCCCUGUGCUCCUGGCCCUGCUGCUUCUGCUGUUGCUGGCUGGUUGUUUCUGGCAGCUGUGCUGUGUUCCGCCUGUAGAGGAGCUGCCCCCACCUGAGCCCCAACCACAGCCCAGAGAGAAGAAACAACCUCCUCCAGUGUCUCCCCCGGCACCCACAGUACCUGUAAACUCAGCCCCCAUCGUGAUCAUCUGCUGUUGCACCUGUCGUGGCCUGUAUGUGAGCAGAGAUGUGGAGGGCAACGUGACUGUGUGCAACUUCAAUCCCCUGUGCUUCCCCCAGUUGCCAUUGAUAUGGCCUAAGUGCGGUGACCAGGGGCAGUUUACUAACUGGGCCCUCCUGAAGGAACCCUGCAUCCCCAAGGUCAGCUUGCCACCUAGACAAGAGUAUCUGCCUCUAGCUUCCUGCUCCCAGUGCCACUGUCUCCCAGCUAGCUGCUCCAGGCAUUCCUCCAGGCUGCGGCAGCUCCCUCUUCAUUCCCGGGCUCCCAGAGCCCCACGGUCACACCCUCCUACAUAGUGGGCAUCUCAGGUGCCACCAAGCGAAGACUAAGAGGUCUUUGCUGCUGUAUUCUGUAUAUUGGAGUUAGCAUUUUAAUAAAGGAAGUAAUCGAUUGGAA
Molecule: messenger RNA, 2012 nt
Organism: Arvicanthis niloticus (Nile rat)
Lineage: Eukaryota; Metazoa; Chordata; Mammalia; Rodentia; Muridae
Product: anthrax toxin receptor-like
Cellular component (GO): plasma membrane; cell surface
Molecular function (GO): transmembrane signaling receptor activity
Source: RefSeq, a predicted model, not a curated record